UGUAUUCGUAAUUUGAGUGCUUACAGAGCCCCAAAGUCCUUGAAGCGGAAAGGUCCCAAGUCGCGUAGUGCAGCGGUACUUGUAGCUCUUUUUAUUGGAAGAAUGGGAGAUAUAUACGUCCUUCUGAGUCAGCGAGCCACUACACUUCGAACAUAUGCUGGCGAUACGUCCCUUCCAGGUGGCAAGGUAGAAGCCAGGGAUCGUAACAUAGAAGAAACUGCGAGGCGCGAAGCGUUUGAGGAGAUCGGAUUAAGCAUGGAUAGAGAAAAAGUUCCUCUCUUGUGUAUUCUUGAACCAUUCCUCGCGGGCAAUCAAUUAAUAGUCACUCCUAUAGUCGUAUUGGUCCUUGAUAAAACUUUAAGGCCUGUCCUCAACCAAGCGGAAGUCUCAUCCUUAUUUUCACAUCCCUUAAAGUCAUUUCUCAGCACCGAAUCUCCAUUUCCGCUCGAUCCGCAUAUGGAUGAAGUGCCGUACUACACUUACAAUGACAUGCCCUGGUACCGGGGCGAUAGGAAUCGGUCGAUACGGAUGCACCGGUUUCUUACAGGACGAGAGGCUGGUGGGAUCAAGCCUGUUUACGGCCUCACUGCAUCCAUUUUGAUUCGGGUUGCUUCUGUUGGCUUCGCACACCCUCCGGAGUUUGAACUCAGUGCACCAGAUCAACCGAGCAUGACGGAACGCAUCGACUUCGCUUUUCAACAUGAUCCAAAGUUCAUUGAAGCGUUCGAAGAGGAUGACUUAAAUGCGAAAUCAUCAACAUCUGGGAUCGUACGAGAGUUUCUCAAGCGUGCGCCGCGUUUACAGAGGCGGCGGCGACGUGUAACGAGCCAUCUUUAGCUGGCUCUGCAUUCUUUGUGCGGUCAGGAUUCCUCGUUGAUGAAUGCUUACUCUUUCGUAAACGUUUGUCGCAGUUAAUCAAAUAGAAAUUUUCAUUUUAGGGGGCGUCGGAGGUGAGAUCUACUGGCUCACCGUGCUUAACGGCGAUCGACGCGGAAACCUUCCGAGAAUGGAUACGCAAGUCACACUGCGUAAGUGCGUGUACGUUAUAUGAUCACGGAGUCUCGUCCCGUCGAGCGACCGUAUGUGCGAGAUACAAAUUCUGGGAUCGGCAAAAAUCAAAACGAUGGCAUGUAUCGUGAAAUUUCCAGCUCUUAUAAAGUCACGGAUAGCUGGAACAUGCGCGCCUCACCCAUCUUCACUCACUCUCGUUUCCCCCUUCCUCAUCUUAGUUUCCCGUAUAAUUCUCAGUUGCUAAUCCAUUAUGGCUCUUGCCUACGAGCACGAUCUGGAAGGCCCUGUACUCACUACUGACUCUGCAGGAGAGGAUGAAGUCACUACUGGGUCACCUCCUGGUCUUGUAGAGUCGAAUGUUACCCACGAUGGUGCUUUUCAUCGCCAUUUUGGCAUGGAGAGCCACCCUAGUAAUGGUACUCAUGCACUCGCUGGGCUGGAGGGGCCUGCAGAGCACCAUGAGCCAACAACAGUCUCGCAUGUUGCCAUCGACCACUUUGAUCCAGAUGGUGUGAACGAGCUGAAGCGUACCCUAACACGGCAAAGUGCCAAUGUGGGCAUUGCAGGUCCUACUCAGCGUGCAUGCGUGCGAAAGCAGCCUAGCGGAAUUACGCAUUCCUCAUCAGCUAGCACCGUUGUGCAGGAGACGGGUGGACUCUACUCAGAGAAGUUUAAUUUUGAACAGCAUCUGAGGGAUGUCGUACGACAAGAGAAUGAACAUGGCAUUCAACCUCGCGAGCUCGGCGUUGUAUUCCAGAACCUUCGUGUACAAGGCCGCGGAACGACGGCGAGCUUCCAACCAACUGUUGGUUCGCUAUUGAAUCCAUUCUUGGCCGCGGAAAAAAUGAGGAACUUACUUCAUCCCCCCGUACGAGAUAUCAUAUCCGGUUUUGAAGGUGUGGUCAAUCCUGGAGAGAUGCUGCUCGUGCUCGGCCGUCCUGGCUCUGGAUGUUCGACAUUGCUCAAGGCGCUUUCGAAUCAGCACGAUGAGUACCAUAACGUAUCGGGACUGUUGCACUUCUCUUCCUUCACGCCGAAACAAAUACGCAAGCACUUCCGAGGCGACGUAAUCUACUGUCCCGAAGAUGACGUUCACUUCCCAACUCUCACUGUGGGCGAGACGAUUGGCUUUGCCGCGCGUACGCGCAUGCCUAAUAAAGCGACUCGCCUUCCUGGUGUGAGUCGACGUGAGUUUGCCGACAACGUUGUCGAAAUGCUCGGUACAGUCUUCGGUCUCAAACAUGUCAAGAACACGAAAGUCGGGAAUGCCUCGAUACGAGGUGUGAGUGGUGGCGAGCGCAAGCGUGUAUCGAUAGCAGAAGCCCUUGCAACUCGCGCGAAACUGGGCGCGUGGGACAACUCUACACGUGGGCUGGAUUCUUCAACUGCAUUAGAGUUCGUUCGUGCCUUGCGAAUCGCAACAGACAAUUUAGGCCUCACGUCAAUCGUUUCAAUUUACCAAGCGUCGGAGCUGCUGUAUGAUCUCUUUGACAAGGUUUGUGUCAUCAAUGAGGGACGGAUGGUUUACUUUGGACCUGCAAGGGAGGCACGACAGUAUUUCAUAGAUCAAGGAUGGGAGCCUGCGAAUAGGCAGACAACUGCAGAUUUCCUUGUCGCUGUAACCGAUCCGGGUGGGAGGACAGCGCGUGAGGGAUACGAGUUACGCAUCCCACGCACGGCUGACGAGAUGGUCGCUGCUUUCCAGCACCAUCCACUUGCAGAGCGAAAUCGGCGGGAGAUCGCGGCAUUCCUAGCCUCAAAUGUCCUUCUUGACUCCAGUGACUCAGGACAUGAAACCCUCGACUUGAAAAGGUUUUCAAGCAUUUCGCCAGUGUCGAAGGAAGAUAAAGAGAUUAAACGCAUGUCAUACAUACAUUCCGCCCGAGCCGAACGAGCCAAGUUUUCGUUACCUGAGAGUCCAUACACUAUCAGCAUUGCGAGUCAAGUGCGCGAGGUGAUUAUACGAAGAGUGCAAAUCCUCCGUGGCGACUGGUUCACGCAGGUUCUCACAGUUGGAUCGUAUGUGUUCGAAGGAAUAAUCAUUGGCACACUUUUCUUCAAGCUCGAAGUCUCGACGAGUGCAUAUUUCUCGCGUGGUGGUGUGCUUUUCUUCGCCAUCCUCUUCGGUGCAUUUUCAAGUAUGGCAGAGAUUCCUGCGUUGUAUGCACAACGACCCAUCGUUCAUCGACACGAGAAGGCCGCGAUGUAUCACCCGUUCACAGAAGCGAUCGCAUUGACUCUCGUCGAUAUACCGAUCUCUUUGUUCACACUCCUCCUUUUCUCGCUUGUCCUUUACUUUCUUGUCAGGCUCCAACGGUCUGCGAGUCAAUUCUUUAUUUUUUACCUUCUGGUUGUCAUUGUUACGUUGACAAUGAAGGCAUUCUUCCGUACGCUCGCUGCGGCAUUUAAGAGGGAGUCAGGCGCUCAGGCUCUUGCUGGCGUCGCUAUGAUGGCUCUUGUUCUCUAUACCGGUUAUACAAUUCCGAAACCGUCGAUGAUUGGUGCUCUGAGGUGGAUCACUUACAUUAGUCCGGUCCGCUAUGGCUUCGAAGCAAUUUUGACGAACGAAUUUUUCACACUAAAUGGGACGUGUGCUACGCUUGUGCCGAGUGGUCCUGGAUACGAGAAUGUCUCACUUGCCAAUCAGGUGUGCACAACUGUUGGAUCUAUCCAGGGUCAACAGACUGUCGAUGGCAAUCGCUUCGUACAACUUUCGUACGGUUAUUCGCGUUCGAAGCUCUGGAUGAACUUCGGAAUUGAAAUCGCGUUCUAUGUGGGCUUCCUCGUAUUCCUCCUACUCUUCACUGAGCUCAAUACCUCGAGCGCUGCGGAUACCGCUAUGACUUUGUUUAAGCGUGGGGCGAAAGCAUUGGUCGGAGUCGAGGCCAGCGGCGAGCCGACAGAUGAGGAAAAAGGCCCCGCUCGUGGCCCCGCAGCGGCAAAGAGUGAAAACUCGUGGAAGGUCGAAAUUACACCGGAGUCGACGCCAAAGAUGACGGAUAUCUUCUCGUGGCGAAAUUUGCAAUAUACUGUUCCUAUAGGCAAGGGUGAGACGCGGCGUCUGCUGGAUGACGUCUCGGGUUAUGUUGUCCCUGGAAAAUUGACUGCACUUAUGGGUGAAUCUGGAGCAGGCAAGACAACCCUUCUGAAUGUUCUCGCUGGACGCACAGAUACGGGUGUAAUAUUGGGCGAUCGUUUCGUCAACGGCCAAGGUCUACCGCAUGACUUCCAAGCACAAACCGGCUAUUGUCAACAAAUGGAUACGCAUCUGCCAGAGGCGACCGUUCGCGAGGCACUCUUAUUUUCUGCAAUGCUGAGACAACCGCGUUCAAUUCCUCUUGAGGAAAAGGAAGCAUAUGUCGAUACUUGCUUAAAGAUGUGCGGGUUAGAGGCUUUUGCUGAUGCCAUUGUUGGUACGUUGAACGUCGAGUUCAAGAAGCGGACAACGAUCGGAGUAGAACUUGCCGCGAAGCCGAAGCUUUUGCUCUUCUUGGACGAGCCAACCAGUGGUCUGGAUAGUCAGUCAGCCUGGGCGAUCAUGGCGUUUUUGCGCAAUCUGGCAGACAACGGACAGGCGAUUCUUUGCACCAUCCAUCAGCCUUCGAGCGAAUUGUUCCAAGUCUUCGACCGCUUAUUGCUUCUUCGCAAAGGGGGACAAAUGGUGUACUUUGGGGAUCUCGGGGACAACUGCUCAACGUUGAUCGACUAUUUUGAGAGAAACGGUGCACGCAAGUGUGGACCGCAGGAGAAUCCAGCCGAAUGGAUGCUCGAUGUAAUUGGAGCUGGCGCGACGGCAACUACUACGAUAGACUGGCAUGAAGCUUGGAACAAUUCGGUAGAAGCUGCCAAAUUCAAAGUUCACCUGGAGGAAAUGCAUGAAGAAGGCCGAAAGAAACCACCAGUCCAAGCAACACAGAAAUCGGAGUUCGCCACACCUUGGGGUUAUCAACUUUACGUACUCUUAAUGCGUGCCUUCCAAGCUUACUGGCGCAACCCAACUUAUAUCAUGGCAAAGCAGUUCUUGAACAUCGCUGCUGGUCUUUUCCUUGGGUUUACAUUCUUCAAGGCUGAUGAUUCGAUCCAAGGCACCCAGAACAAGCUUUUCGCAAUCUUCAUGUCGACUCUCCUUGCUGUGGCACAUGCUAACACAAUCCAAGUGGCCUUCAUUGAUUUUCGGAACAUAUAUGAAGUGCGCGAGCGCCCAAGUAGAAUGUACAGCUGGACGGCACUCGUGACAACUCAGCUUCUGGUUGAGUUACCAUGGAAUAUAUUCGGCUCUACUUUGUUCUUCCUUUGCUGGUACUGGACGGUUGGAUUUGAGUCGAGUCGAGCAGGGUAUACGUACUUAAUGUUUUGCGUCGUCUUUCCACUCUAUUAUACGACACUUGCACACGCCGUUGCAGCAACAGCACCAAAUGCUGUAAUUGGCGCCGUGCUUUUCACGGCUCUGUUCUCUUUCGUAAUAGCAUUCAAUGGCGUAUUACAACCCUUUGCUCAAUUAGGUUGGUGGAAGUGGAUGUACCACCUUUCUCCGUAUACGUACCUUGUCGAAGGACUUCUUGGGCAAGCGAUUGGGAAAAUGGAGAUAAAUUGCUCCCCUAUCGAGCUUGUACCGAUAAGCCCACCCGACGGUCAGACUUGCGCGCAAUAUAUGAAUGCCUUUAUUUCCUUCGCUGGUGGAUACUUGACCAACCCUAAUGCAACGAGUAGUUGUCAGUUCUGUGCUUUCCGUACAACGGAUCAGUUUAUGGCGGCCUCAUUCAACAUGUUCUAUUCGCACCGUUGGCGCGACUUUGGGUUACUGAUGACUUACAUCGCCUUUAAUACCGUCAUGAUUUAUGUGUUUACAUACGUCUUCCGUAUUCGCUCGUGGCGCUAGGCUACUUUCUCUCCUUCCUCCUCUGCAUUCGUUACUUUACGCCUUUGAGCUCUUCUUCGCACAAUAAUAAUACCUGACAUGGACCCAAGAAUCCGUAUGAAUGUUUUGGCACUCGUGAUCCGCGUUUUAGGUUGUAAAUUUCUUAGACAUGUGUAGUUUCGGC
Molecule: messenger RNA, 6053 nt
Organism: Fomitiporia mediterranea MF3/22
Lineage: Eukaryota; Fungi; Basidiomycota; Agaricomycetes; Hymenochaetales; Hymenochaetaceae
Exons: 22
Coding region: 1262-5890 (1542 amino acids)
Biological process (GO): transmembrane transport
Cellular component (GO): membrane
Molecular function (GO): ABC-type transporter activity; ATP binding; ATP hydrolysis activity
Source: RefSeq, a predicted model, not a curated record